AUGAGUGUAGAGAUUGUUGGAGGGUGGAAACUGUACCUUGAGACAGAAGGCGCCAUGUUCUGGGUCAGGACACUCAGGACGUCGCUGAGGAACGGAUCCCGGUUCCUAAAAGGCCGGAGUCCAGGGAAGCCCUCGGUCAGGAGAGCUGGUGGUGGGCCACAUAUUGAGCCCCAAUAUCGACAGUAUCCACAAUUGACCAAGAAGCAAGUACUGGAGGCUGAGUUUCUCAGUGGUUUCAUGUGGUUCUGGAUUUUCUGGCACCUAUGGCAUGAUCCUGAUGCAGUCCUUGGGCACUUUCCUUAUCCUGAUCCUUCUAAAUGGACUGAUGAGGAGCUGGGCAUACCUCCAAUUGCUGAGGAAUAAUCUGAACUAGCUUUGCUGAAAUGUGUUUCCUUUGUGGGCAUUUCUGGGAAUGUUCAUCUGAUACUUGGAAAAAACAACUUAUUGUAAAUUAAAUUGAAAUAAAUAUUAUUUGGUCAGUUA
Molecule: messenger RNA, 483 nt
Organism: Rhincodon typus (whale shark)
Lineage: Eukaryota; Metazoa; Chordata; Chondrichthyes; Orectolobiformes; Rhincodontidae
Gene: ndufb2
Product: NADH:ubiquinone oxidoreductase subunit B2
Cellular component (GO): mitochondrial inner membrane
Source: RefSeq, a predicted model, not a curated record